Orbicella faveolata is the source of this 448-nucleotide messenger RNA. Its product is annotated as perlucin-like protein. The record is from RefSeq and is a predicted model, not a curated record. NCBI's taxonomy places the organism in Eukaryota, Metazoa, Cnidaria, Anthozoa, Scleractinia, Merulinidae.
AUGGCUAACAAAAUUCUUCACGGAAAUUCAUGUUACCACGUCAUCGACACUCCGACCCUUAACUGGAGCGACGCUCGAACAACUUGCCAGAAUCUGGGAGGAGACCUCGCUAUCGUCAGAUCAGAAGAUGAGAACAACUACAUACUUGAACUGCUAAAGAAGCAAGAAACUGUGCAAAUUGGAGGUGCAUGGGUUGGACUUUACCGAAAGGCUGACAAUACGUUUUACUGGAUCGAUGACACUCCAGUAACGAGCCAGUUUUCUGUAUGGGGAAAUGGAGAACCGAAUAAGGUCCGUAAGAAAUGUGUGUUUAUGCAUGCUUGGUACGCACCAGGAAAGUGGAAUGACGUGGAAUGCAGUUUGUCACAGGCAGAGAAGAGUAUAGCCCCAGUUAUCCUCUGUCAGAAAAGGUUGAUGUCAUGGCGAGGUGACUAAUCAAUCAAUUAAU